Molecule: messenger RNA, 1416 nt
Organism: Frankliniella occidentalis (western flower thrips)
Lineage: Eukaryota; Metazoa; Arthropoda; Insecta; Thysanoptera; Thripidae
Product: zinc finger protein 84-like
Exons: 1
Coding region: 302-1084 (260 amino acids)
Biological process (GO): regulation of transcription by RNA polymerase II
Molecular function (GO): RNA polymerase II cis-regulatory region sequence-specific DNA binding; DNA-binding transcription factor activity
Source: RefSeq, a predicted model, not a curated record
UUGGUGGCGGUGGUGGUGUGGGUCCCUCAGCGGCAGGCGCAGUCGCACUGCGAGCUCUGACGCACUGCUUUUCCUGUCGACAGGUACCGGUACACCGCCAGGACAACAGUCGGCCUACCGGAACCAGAAUCUGGAGAUCAAGGCCGAGGCCGAGACGUCCGCUGUCGGCCACGGCGUCGACGGUGUGAAGAACGAGCAGCUGCGACUGGUGGUCUCUGGGUGCUACUCGCUCCGCGACAGCCGCGCUCGUGACCCCCAGAACAUCCUUGGAAGCGACGCAGUGAACCAUCAAGAUAGUUGUAUGAAAGGACAUUUGCGGAAACGCGCCAAUUUAGGGUUUAAGUGUAAACAAUGUGGCAAAAUGUUUCAUGCGAAAGCUAAAAUGGAAGAGCAUUUAUUAUGUGUUCACACAAGUGAGGGGCGUUUCAAAUGUGAAACAUGUAUGCGAGUUUUUGCUGAAAAAAGGAAUCUAGUUGAGCACAUCAGGACUCACACUGGCGAGAUACCCUAUCAGUGUGACUUCUGCGAGGAACGUUUUGAUAUUAAAAGUUCCCUUGUUGCACACCUUAAGACACACUGUGACGACGACGCACCUACCGUCGAUGCAGCCGAGGUGAAGCAGGAUGGUGCAGGCCAGAGCGUACACACUGUUCAUAAACCUUAUCAGUGUGACAUCUGCACAAGUCUUUUUACCCAAAAAGGUCACCUUGUCGAACACAUCAGGACACACACUGGCCAGAGACCUUUCCAGUGUGACAUCUGCAAGCAACGUGUCGCUUCCAAAGGUACUCUUGUCGCACACAUCAGGACACACACUGGGGAGAGACCGUACAAUUGUGACUUCUGUAAGCAGCGUUUUGUUGUAAAAAGUACCCUCAUUAAACACAUCAGGACUCACACUGGGGAGAGACCUUUUAAGUGUGACAAUUGCAAUAUGCGUUUUUCUACAAGAUUUAACCUGACAACUCACAUCAGGACUCACACUGGGGAGAGACCCUAUCAGUGUGAAUCCUGCAAGCAACGAUUUACACGAAAAUCUUACCUUGUUAAACACCUAAAAGCACACUCUUGCGAAAAGGCAUAGUAUUGUAGCUGAUUUGAUUAACGGAUUACACGUGAAUUAAAAGUUAUCGCUUUUAAUACUGUUAAACUAACCGCAGUUAAAAUCUCGUUGGAGAUCUUUCAUAGACAAGUAAAUUUAGGUCACAGCCACUAUAUAGCCGAUAUAUUUCAUUUAACUGUCUUUUGUGGAAGAUAAGCUGGCUCAUAAUAUGUGAACGAUGGUCUUUCCUACCCUUCUAGUGUAUUUCAAUAAGUCUCGAAACAUUGUAUUUUGCGUUCUUUACUGAUGUUGUGGCCAUUUUGUGUCGAAGAUUUAGACAAUUUUGUCAAUUUCAUUAUGAAGAAGCAUUUAGU